This is a messenger RNA of Amphiprion ocellaris (clown anemonefish), 11306 nucleotides long. RefSeq names its product TBC1 domain family member 12-like. NCBI's taxonomy places the organism in Eukaryota, Metazoa, Chordata, Actinopteri, Pomacentridae. The transcript is spliced from 13 exons. The record is from RefSeq and is a predicted model, not a curated record. The coding region runs from base 316 to 3066 and encodes 916 amino acids.
GGUAUUUUCAAGAUGGCGCUGGACCGUGGCCGGAAUGCCGCCGCCGCUGCUGCUGCAAACGGCUGAACGUUGAGGAUUUAAUUAAUCUUCCGGCGACAUUAAACUCCGCACCACCGGGGACAGAUUCUCAUCUUGGACGGCCGAAAUGAGCGUGUUACUCCCGGUGCGAGGCAGGUAACGCUGUGGUAUCGCUGGCUAAAAAAAAUGGUAGCCCCUUCCUCCAAGAACAACAAAACCUGCUGCUGCGGAGCUCGGCCGACGGGGCUGCAGGAAUUCACGCCCGGGGCCGCGGCUCGCCUGGCGGACUGAGCUGUCAUGGAGACGACGACGGAGAACGGAGGGUCGUUAGCCGUCGACCUGAACGAGAACGAAGAAGAAGCAGGGGGAGACGGAGCGGGGAAAUCGGGUCACACCGCACUCAAAGACCGCAGCUUGGCCCUGCUAGCCGGUGUCAGCGGGGGUCAGGAGGCCGGCAGGGGUCGUAUUUAUGUGACAGGUAACGGGAGGAAUGUAAACAGAGACGCCCCCGGACAGCCGGCCGCACACGGCAGGAACAUCAUGCUGGACCUGGUGGCGGCGGAGAGCUACCUCCCUGGCCGCCUGAUUGACAGCUGUGUGAUUUCGGGGGGUUGCGGCGACCACGGCGGCCUGAACGGAUUUACUGAGUCACUCGGUCAGGAGGAGCCGCCGAUGGCCGGAGGAGGGGAAGCAGCAGCGGCAGCAGCAGGAGGAGGAGGAGGGACCGCAGACGCUUCCUGCCCAGCUGUGUGCGGGGGUCGAGUUUCAGCCGAGACGGACCCGCAGAUGCACCCCGCGGGACAGACCGGAGGGGGAACCCAGGGCACCGGACAGGAGGUAAAGGAGGGUGGCUGUAACAGGAUUUCUCUGCCAUGCUCGGGGAAGCACCGGCGGAACUGCGCUUGCCCAGAGGCGGCUCUCUGUCCGGAUGUAAACAUGCCCAACGGGGGUGCUGACAGCCCGGGGCACGGCGCUCCGGAGGGGGACACUGCUUAUAGUAAACACGCCGGGCUGUUUUCCAGCCAGCUGCUGGGUCAGAGACUCGGUUUAUGCGACGUGGACUGUGAGGAAGUGAAAGUAGCCAACGGUGGUUUGCACAUCGUGAACACCGCGACAUGUGACUCUCCAGACUCCGACAACAACACCGACAUUCAUCCGGAGAGCAGGCGAGAAAAAGAGGCCGGGUCUGGGUGCUGUCGGAGCGGGCAUCUGGCCUCUCGGUGCCCGGGGGAGGAUGUGCCAGAUGCGGCUGAGCUCCUCCACCUUCCCGACCCCUCCAAGGACUCCCUCAACCCGGGAUCAAGUGCCAAACCGCCCUCGCCCUGCCCCUCCAGCCCGCUGUCCGAGCCCACCACCAGGGAGGACGAGGAGGACUUCAGUGACCUCAAUUUACCCGCCAGGCCGCAGAGUCUGAGGACUAUCCCCAACCUUGCGGUGUCCCUGAGCUGCGAUGCCACCCCGCUGUCCCCCGACGAGGAUGGGGGCUUUUAUUUCGGAGACGAGUGCUACGAGGAGGACUUCAGGACGGUUCUGGAGGCGGGUCGCAGGCAGAGCGCCCCGGACAAGCUGCCGGACCUGACCGAGCAGACGGACGGCUCGGACCCCAAGCUGAUGCCAAAGAGGUUCGGCAUCGCUGAUUUCUUCACCAGGAGCCUGUUUUCUAGGAAAUCCAAAGAGCCCAAGGCGACGUCCCACAAUGCAACGGGGUGGCGACUGUUCGGCAAGACGGCAGCCAGAGAGGGUGAUUCGAGUAAAGACCUCGCCUCCACGCCGACCGCACAGGAGUUUGCUCAGCAGGAGCAGGAGACGGACUUGGGCGUGUCCUCGUGUCUGGAGCGCCCCCUGGCUGCAGGGAGGAGGAAGAACCUGGAGUUUGAGCCUCUUUCCACCACAGCACUCAUCCUGGAGGACCGGCCAGCGAAUCUGCCUGCCAAGUCUACGGAGGAAACUCAGAGACACAAACUGGAGUACGAGGAGAUGGUGGCAGGAGCCAAGAGGAGAGAGCUUAAAGAAGCCCAGAAGAAGAAGCGUCAGAUGAAGGAGCGUCACAGACAGGAGGACAGCAUCUCCAACGCCAUGGUCAUCUGGAACACCGAGAUCCUGCCUCACUGGGACUCCAUGAAAGGCACGAGGCGGGUCAGAGAGCUGUGGUGGCAGGGACUUCCACCCAGCGUCAGAGGGAGAGUGUGGAGCCUCGCUAUCGGCAACGAGCUGAACAUCACACCAGAGCUCUACGAGAUCUUCCUGUCCAGAGCCAAAGAGAAGUGGAGGAGUUACAGUGAGACCAGUUCAGUCAACGACAGUGAGAGCGAUGGAGGGGCAUCACUGGCUGACAGAGAAUCAAGUCUGGACCUCAUCAAACUGGACAUUUCCAGAACCUUCCCCUCGCUCUUCAUCUUCCAGAAGGGCGGUCCAUAUCAUGACCUCCUCCACAGUGUCCUGGGGGCUUACACCUGUUACCGACCUGACAUUGGAUAUGUCCAGGGAAUGUCGUUCAUUGCUGCUGUGCUCAUCCUCAACCUGGAGGAGGCCGAAGCCUUCAUCACCUUCGCCAACCUGCUCAACAAACCCUGUCAGAUGGCCUUCUUCAGAGUCGACCACGAACUGAUGUUGAAGUAUUUCUCAGCCUUUGAGAUUUUCUUUGAGGAGAACCUGCCUCGUCUCUUCAGCCAUUUCCAAACCAACAACCUGACCCCCGACCUCUAUCUGAUUGACUGGAUCUUCACUCUGUACAGUAAGUCCCUCCCUCUGGACGUGGCUUGUCGGGUUUGGGACGUCUUCUGUCGGGACGGGGAGGAGAGCUUGUUUCGGACGGGACUGGGAAUCCUACGUCUGUUCGAGGACGUCCUGCUGCAGAUGGACUUCAUCCACAUCGCCCAGUUCCUUACCCGCCUGCCGGAGGACCUGCAGUCGCACACUCUCUUCAACGCCAUGGCCAACACUCACAUGAUCAGCAGGAACCGCCGCUGGGCUCAGGUGUUUUCUGCAUUGAUGAAGGAUGGAAAUAAAGACAUGGAGAAAAACACCAGCCCGGCUUUGAGGAGCUAACACUAGCUAUCCCUGACGCUAACUCCAGCUGUCUUCAAACUAACCUAAAGGACAGCUGUGAAGGCUGACGCUCGUGCUAGCUCAUCCCGUCAGCACUGAUGCUAACAACCGAGGCUAGCUGUGAAGCUUGAAGCUGCGUAGCCUGAAGCUAAACUCACUCCAGAGGCUUACCUACGAAGCUUGAAGUGAAGACAAGCCGGCCGUGGAGGUGGGAGCUGAUGUCGGAGCUUCAAAUAGAGAUUUUAAAGUUGAGCCUUCAAGUCCGGUCGGGGUAAGGAAGAAGCGGCUCCAGCGUUUCCUGAAACAUGUCAGGACCAGAGCCAAAGUGGUUGGUUAAUCCUAAUCGUCAGUAUUUCACCAGACAGAUUAUGUUUCGGAGAAGCGAGUGGGUGUUAAAGCAGCGGUGUCACUCUUUUACCAGCCUGCUAAAGCUGGGAAACUCCAACUGACUGUUAGAUAGAUAGUUAUUUCCUCUGCCGGCUGGGACUCAGCCUGACUCAGUCCUGCUGGGACAAAAACACCACUAACACCGAGCAUCACGCCCUGUGUAAUUCUCAAAGACUCCAAUUCUAAGUGUCGGUGCUAAUGAUUUUCUAAAGGCUUCAGAAAUGACCUCUGUGGUUUAAUUAUUAAUGUGGGUCCUUGUGGUUUUGAUUUCACAAAUAUUCUUAAUUUGCUGCUUUUUUUUUUUUUUUUUAACUUGAACUGGCCGUCUGGAUCUAAAAAUGAUGGGUAUCUGCACCAGCAAGGCUGAUGCUAAUGCUAAUAUACUGGUGGUAGCUGUUAGUUUAAGCUUCAACCUCACAGUUUUUAAAAGUCUUCAUUGAGGGACAGAAAAAUAUGGCAGGUUCAAGUGGAACUUAAUGAAAAAUUCCAGUAUUUUUAAACCUUUUACGCCCUAAUUUCUCACCUUUUUAGGUCUAAAUGAUUGAUAGGGCCCAAUACUGAGUGAGAAUGCUUUAGCAGACCACGUGAAAUGGUUGCAAUGUAAUCUGACAGGGCAAUGUCUGUAUCAAAGUAAAAGUGCUGGCUCAGACUGUUACUAGAAGCGUUAGACGAUGUUAUAGAUCCGUUUACUACAGAGAGAGAUGGUUGUUUAACACGCAACAGAAGUUUUGUUUAUUGCAGGAAGACAGCAGCAUAAACGUGAACAAAAGUAAAGCUCGAUUUAUGUGUUGAAUCUAUCUAGAGCAUUUAAACUUGUACACUGGUUGUGAUGCUCCAUGAGGUACAACACUAGUUAGGAAUGGGGUUUCUAUCACACUGUUGAGUUUCUUGGUAUAUUUCAGUUGGAUUUGCAACACAAAAUAGAAAUCAGAAUAGACUGCUACAAAAACAAAAAGUUGGGGUAUGACUAUACUGGCAUGAUACUGGGGCUUGUGUUUGUUCGUAAGAAAACCAGAUACAGUUACAGCCUGUUAUAGAUUGUGUUUACAAACCGGUAACCAAACACCGUUGAGGCUACAUUGGAGAUUCAACACAAAUGUAUAAAUCAAACUUUAAGGCCAAUUCAUGGUUCUGUUUGGGCUACAAUAGGUACGCAGUAGUCUUCAAACAGAAAACCACACAUGGCUUUCGUGGACAUUUGUAUUAAUGGUGUUUCUGGCUUUUACAGUGUAUAACAGCUGGGUACAGAUCAGGCUGUUGCACUGUGUCAGUGAGAUUAGACCUUAGGUAUGUCGAGCUCAGGAUACCUGGAGAUUUUAGAACUUUCCGUUGUGUUUGGGUGCUACUGAUGACUGGGAAUCUCCUUGUACAGUCUCUCUUUAUAUCAAGCAUUUGUUUUAAGCAUCGUUUGCUCUCCUGCCACGUGUGCUUUCGUCAGACUUUCGGACAUUGGUGGUUGAUAAAACUUCUGUCACAUGUUCCUUUGUUGACAUGGAAUUGGUUGUUAGAAAGGGUUGUACAGGCGAGUGGAGUAGAGUUACAGAUUUAGGGUACUGUUCUCUGAAGGAAAUAAUGACUUGUGUUUAUGCGUUUGCCAACAAACUUGGGCACAACACUCUUGGAAGCUUUCACAGGCUAACUUUGGACCACAAGGACUGAAGGUGUGGCUAGUUGUGCUUCAAAUAGUUGAAGACACCACUGUCUAUUUGACCAGUAUAACCACUGCCAGUCCAACAGGUGAAGAAAAGCGACACUGAGGCACUUUUUGCGUUAAAAAAAACCCCAAAAAAACCAAAAAAAGGCUGGUGAUAACGUUGGGAUCAUCAGUAUCAGCACAAUGAUGGCAAAAACAAGCAUUUCUACUCUGAUGCAGCUGUUCUAGCAUUCUCGCUCAGUAAUGGGUCGAUUACAAAUAUUUUUUUGACAAGGGGUCCUCGACUUACAUCAAAGUUCCAUUCCUAUGACCCACCGUAAGUCGAUUUUUGCCGUAAGUUGGAACUCCAACAAAUGUAAACAAAGCCGUUACGUGCAUCACGAUAUCGAUCAGUUUUUCGGGAAAGUCAUGAAUACAAAUGACUUUCCUUUUCUUUGAAACACUGCCAUCGGAAGAGUCUGACUUAUGCUUGGGAGUCAUAAUGAAGGGCAAAAAGUUAGAGAACGUAGCACAAUCCAAGGUGGCAUACAACCGGCAAAUGUAAACAAAGCUGUCUGAUAGCACCGCAUGACGACGUAUUCAUCCGCUCUGCUCACCAACUAGUUCCACAUAACCAGUUCUGACAUAACGACGAAAUGCCGUAGGUCGAGGACGUCGUAAACUGAGGACCUCCUGUAUUCAUCAUUUAGAAAAUAGGGUGCUGGUUUAAAAACACCAGAAUUAUCUGUCAUUUUAUAGAAAAUGACACUUUUGUAAUGAUUACAAAGGAAUGAAAUGAGAGACAUCUCAUCAGUGAGCCUGACUAUUUAGUGAUUUUUAUGUUUUUACAGGAACUUAAUUAGUCCACGGUCCACUGGACUCCGAGUGUUUUUCUACAGGUGUUAAAUAAUUCUCAGUGUAAUCCUAAGGGCCGAAUAUUAGCGAUAGUCACUGCUGGUGUUUGAGCAGACACAGUGAGCCGACAGUAAAUGAACACGUGUGUUUGUACUGUUAAUGUAGGCGCGUGGGGCCAUCGCAGCUUUCAGUCAGUGUUUCUAGGAUCCAGAUUUACUCUCAGAGCACUUUAUAUACGCAGCACUGAAGCUACAUCGUGAACACUGGCUUUCAGAGGCGCAAAACACUCGUUAAACUACACAGAGAGAGCUCAGACUACGUUAACAGGGCAUUAAGUGACUCAUAUUUCCUGUGUCAGUGCUUAGAAGGAGUUCAACUACACAUCCUGGUUUAGGCAAGAAGCAACAUACUGAGUAAAAAGACGGCCUUGGCAUUUAGCUUGUAGUAGUUUGGGCUUGAGAAUAAGGCUUUAUAGUCUCUGCGUCAGAUUAUUUGUGGCUCGAUGCAUCAUCUAUUAAAGUGCAAGUAGAAACUGCAAUAUUAACUCUAAAAAUCGCCUGCGUACAUGUAAUAGUCUUUUCAUACACCAGAGGGGAAACCAGAGCUCGUAUACUUGAUUUUAAACAGCAAACAUGUUCACAAACUCAAUGGUUGGAGGAUUAAAAAAGGGGGCAGAUGAGGACCAAGUCAUCCUGGUUGCUACGAGGAAACUGUGACGAGAAUCAACAGAAAACUAAUCAAAAACUGUUUUCCAGCAUCUUAAAUGUGACCAUUUGCAGCUUUUCUUCAUCUUGUGUUAUUCUAAAUUAAUUAUCGGACUGCUGGUUGGACGAAAUAAGACACAUCCAGAUGUCUCCUGUUUUGGGGAUUUCUUAAUUUUUUUUUUUUUUACAUUUUUCUGAUAUUUUCAAGAUGAAACAGUUACGGCUCAAACCAGCAGUUAACACCGUCAUCAGUUAAUCUGCUUAAUACUUUCUCAGAUAACCGUUUGGUUCAAAAACAUGUCUUCAAAAUAGGGCUGCAGCAAGUAAUAGAUCAUCAAGGUGGUGAUGGAUAUUUUUCUCUAUUUUCAAAUAUUUUACAGACUAGCGAGACAAUAAUAGGCGGAUUAAUCAGUUAAAGCAAUUGUUAGAGCUGCAUGAUUAUGCCUAAAAUGAUCACUAUUGAAAUUACAGUUAUUUGUCAUGAAUAUUCUUUAAUUUUAAAGUCAAUAUUUUUAUUGCACUUUUAUAUUUAAACAGAGCACUGCUUUAUUUCCAUGUCGUGCUACAUUCCUGCAUCAAAAUUCAAUUCAAUUAAAUUUUAUUUAUAUAGUGCCAAUUGCAGUCAAAUUGUCUCAAGACGCUUUACAGAACCCAUUUGCCUGAAUCCCCAGAGCAGCUCUAAGGAGAUAGUGGCAGGAAAACACCCUUUGAACCGGGAAGAAACCUUGAGCAGAACCUGGCUCUUUAAAUAAGACCUAAAAUAAUCGUCACUUGAAUUAAGAGCAUCUCCAAGACUCUGUUUUUUAAACAGAAAUACAGCUUCACUUGCUGAGCAUCUGCAAUUUACAGAUGUUCCCUGAACACCUCAUUUUUAGUAGCUGCUACUAGUCCUCUGUGCACAGAGAAGCUUCUAGCCUCCAACUCAGACAGCCGUGAGACCAAGAAUUACUUUAAAUCUGACAUCAGAACUCAUUGUUUUCUGCUUUUUAAACCAAGUAAUUUCAUCUGCAUGGGCUACAUUCCAUUCCCCUUGUGGAGCUUUUUAAACGUCAGCGUAAACAACGGUCUUUUAACCCUCCUGUUGUCCUCAUUUUAAGGGACCAAAAAAUAUUGUUUCUUUGUCUGUAAAAAAUCCCAAAAUUCAGCAAAAAAAUCCCCAAAUUUCUGAAAAUUUGCAAAACCUUCAGGAGGAAAAUUCCAAUAAUUCCUUAAAAGUUUUUUUUUUUUUUUUUUAAAUCCCCCAAAUUUGGCAAGAAAAUUCUUGUAACUAUUUUCAAAAAUUGAGUAAAAAUCUUCCAAAAAAUCCUGAAAAUAUCUAAAGUGAUUCCAUUUAUAUCACUAACACUUGUAAUAUUUUCUUUAAGAAUAUUCACAAAAAAAUCAACCAAAAUCCAGUGAAAUUCGCUGGAUUUUGGUUGAUUAUUUUUGUGAAUGUUCUUAAGAAACAUUUUUAACAUUUCUUUUUUUUCCACCAAAAAAUGUUCAAAGAUUUCCCAAAAAUGUUGAAAAUGUGGACAUCAGAAGUUUCACUGUGAAAAUAUGUUUUUUUUCACAUUUUCGAACUUUAAAACGGGUCAAUUUUGACCCGCAGGACGACACGAAGGUUAAAUGUAGGAAGCUGAAAUCAUGAUUAACAUUCGAUUCAUUGUGGAGACGUAGUUGCUUCAAAUGACUUAUUUUGUCGAAUCAACAGUGCAACAAACGUCUAAUAUUAGAUUUUUUUCGUUUUUGUUAAAUAUAAUCAACCAAUUAUGAAAAUAACUGCAGAUUGUCUUUUGAGAUGAACUAGUUGAUGAAAUAUGACAAUAAUCCAUAAAACUAUGAUCACAUGCAGGAUUCUCCAUUGUGCACACUAAUGCUGCGGUUAAAAUCAAGUAUAGAAGCGCUCUGAACGUUUUCUGAGUGAUUCUGUGUAUGAACUUCUUAAAUCUGGAUUAAACCCUCGCUGCUCCGUCAGGCCUCGCGGCUUGUUGAAGUGCUUUACUUCACCUCCGUCACUUUGUGUUCGACACUCCUUUGGUUUACGCACACUAUCGUUGUGACAUUCACCUCCAUCUCAUCCCUACACAACCACCCACCGACCCACACUACUGACGACCAACACGUCCUACUUACCCACCAGCAAAGGAAGCAGUCCUUAAAGAUGUGGACCAAGCUGCCACUCUGUUUCCACAGUGUUGUUAAAGCAGAAAACUCACCGGAGACGACGAGGAACCUGCAGAAUAGUAAACAGGACAUUAAAAUGUUGCUUUUUUUCUUUCUUUCUAACAAACUGUAAAGCAAAACUUUAUCUGAGACAGUGAAAGGCAACAAGACUCCAACUGGAAACUUGAUUUAAUUGGAGAAGAUAAAUUUCUCUCCUUUUUUGCGUCUUUUCUGGUGAGUUUAUCUGCACUGCUCCAGUAUGUAUUGCACCGAUUACUCCAUUAAUGAGGGUUUGUUGUUUUAUAUCCACCAACCACAAGUCAGUGUCUAAGCUGAUUAUCCAGGAGGUAUUGGUGUUGUUUUGGGACGUUGUGUUCAUCAAAUCACUCAAACAAGCAGUUUAGAUUCAGUGGAGUUGUUUUUUUGAAGGUAAACAUGUGAAGUCCUGUCCACAUGUACACAGGUAAUAUUUGAAAUAUAGAUUAUUUUCAGUUUUUGGGCUUUUGUUCACAUACAAACAUUUUUAGGUCACCAUAAACCAUUGGAAAGGGUGAAGAAGUUUAGGAUGGAGUUAGGAUGUGCUGGUGCUAGCGUUGCUAACAGGACUUUUUGUUUACAUCGACGUGUGCAGUUACUCUACAUCAGAAUCAGUCUACGCUUUUAAUUCCCCUCUUCCUUGAUGCAGCAUUAGGCGUCUUUCCACUGCAGGAACUUGGAGCAGGUGCCAAAUGGCGCAAAAAUGGCACCAUAAUCGACCCUUUUAGCCAGUAAAUUUCCAUCGCGAUGUAUGAUCUGAAAGCUUCACCUGCAAUGUCAACUCUGACAGUGAAAAACAGCAGCUACUGGAUGCCAGCAUAUAUAGCAUCUACACUACUGUUUAAAAGUUUGGUUUCACUUAGAAAUAUCCUUAUUUUGAAAGAAAAGCAUUUUUUUUCAAUGAAGAUAACAUUAAAUGCAUGAUAAAUCCAGUGUAGACAUUGUUAAUGUGGUAAAUGACUAUUCUAGCUGCAAACAACUGAUUUUUAAUGGAAUAUCUCUAUAGAGGUACAGAGGAACAUUUCCAGCAACCAUCACUCCUGUGUUCUAAUGCUGCAUUGUGUUAGCUUUUUAGAUUGUUUUUUUUUUUUUAGAUUUUCACUUUAAGCCCUGCAAGUGUGGCUGCAGUAACAAGCUUGCUGUGCCCGACUAACAAUACGUCUGUGGUUUGGAAUUAUUUCCAAGUACACAGAUGUCGGUAUCGGUUGAUUUCAGAAUCGGAAAUUGAGACUUGGACAAUAUCGGCAUAUCGGUUUUUGGCAAAAAAGCCAAUAUCGGCCAGCCCUAGUUAAAUGGUUCAGUAAAAUUGAGUUAAUGCUGGUUAGUUACUUCAGAUCUACAAGAUUAAGGAGUCUUUGCUUCAAGGUCCAAAUAUCUACAAGGCAAAUGUGUCACAUGGUGAUAUACACUACUGUUCAAAAGUUCAGGGUCACUUACAAAUGUCCUUAUUUUUGAAAGAAAAGCAUUUUUUUCAAUGACGAUAACAUUAAAUGAAUGAUAAAUCCAGUGUAGACAUUGUUAAUGUGGUAAAUGACUAUUCUAGCUGGAAACAGCUGAUUUUUAAUGGAAUAUCUACAUAGAGGUACAGAGGAACAUUUCCAGCAACCAUCACUCCUGUGUUCUAAUGCUACAUUGUGUUAGCUAAUGGUGUUGAAAGGCUCAUUGAUGAUUAGAAAACCCUUGUGCAGUUAUGUUAGCACAUGGAUGAAAGUGGGAGUUUUCAUGGAAAACAUGGAAUUGUCUGGAUGAGCCCAAACUUUUGAAUGGUAGCGUUCAGCAAACUGUACAUCUCUGAUGCUAAUAUUAGAGAUGAGAAGGCUGCUACCAAGCAAGAACAUCGAAAGGAUGCAAAAACAGGGCUUAUUUUCUUCUACAAGUUUAACCAAUCAGUGUUUAGAUUCACACAGGUCUAGUCUGAAGUAUGUACCACCAGAGUUGGAGCUUGUUUUCUCCCCAAAAUUGGCCUUUAAUAAAGUUCUAGGGGGGCAGUUCUUGCACAAAGGUUUGCAAGUUCCUUCAGUGGAAACCAUCACCUACCAGAACCAGUAGAACUUUAUUUCCAGGCUUCUGAUUGGUUUAACGGGUUCAAUCACCACCUGUUGGUUUGGCUCUCAACAAGUGGACAGAGCUGUUUCUUUCUCUUUUUGGAGAACAUAUGAGGAAGAACCUUGUUUUAAAGAACACCCGUGUACAUGUGGACUAAUGUUCUCGUUUAUUUGGGAAGCUAACUGAGGAAGUUUGGUGAAUAAAACUUGAACAAAGUGUUUAUUUAGCACUCCACUGGAAAUUAAGUCAACUUAAUCUGUCAUGUCCUUGUCUCUACUAAAGAAUGUCAGCAAAAAGUUACAAAAAGCACUUAAAACUGUGUCAUCAGCAUAAAAAUUUGUUAAACACCUCCAGUGAAUCUGACACAUGACUGUUUGGUUUUUAAUGAAUCACAGCAGCCAAGUUUUCUUUUUUUAAAAUGAGCACUUUGUGAA